GGAUACAGGGAGAUGCCAGCUGGGAUCGUGUUAAUGCCAGACCUUCAAAUUAUGGUUGUGAAUGUGUGAUUUUUACGCCGAGUUGAGAUUUCUUCGUGUCCUCCAGAUGCCGAAAUGCUGACCUCUGAGUGACCGCAGUGGGAGAUUGUGAAAGACGGAGGAGGUGUGCCCCAUGACAAGAUUUGUUGAAUUCCAAACUAAAGCCUUCCGGUAGAGACCAGUCUUGGUCCUGCUAAUACCUUAAUAUGGCGCCGAGGCAGAUGAUUGUCCUCGCACUACUGAUGGUGGUGGCUGCGCCGUUGAUUGAGGGCACUUUUCCUCUCCUGUCCAAGCAACGUCUCAAAGGAAGGUUCCAGAGGGAUCGUCGGAAUAUCCGUCCAAAUAUAAUUCUUGUCCUGACUGACGAUCAAGAUGUAGAACUAGGCUCCAUGCAGGUGAUGAAUAAAACGAAACGUAUUAUGGAGCAAGGAGGAACCCAUUUUAUCAACGCAUUCGUAACUACACCCAUGUGUUGCCCAUCUCGUUCUUCCAUCCUUACUGGGAAGUACGUCCACAACCAUAACACAUACACCAACAAUGAGAAUUGUUCAUCUCCAUCCUGGCAGGCACAACACGAGCCACACACGUUUUCCGUCUAUCUCAAUAACACUGGAUACAGAACAGCCUUCUUUGGCAAAUACCUUAAUGAAUAUAAUGGCUCGUAUGUUCCUCCCGGCUGGAAAGAGUGGGUCGGACUUGUUAAAAACUCUCGUUUUUACAACUAUACUCUUUGCCGUAAUGGAAUUAAAGAAAAACAUGGCUUUGACUAUGCCAAGGACUACCUGACUGAUCUCAUCACAAAUGACAGUAUUAGCUUCUUCCGCACAUCCAAGAAAAUGUAUCCUCACCGACCAGUGCUAAUGGUUUUAAGCCACGCGGCUCCCCACGGGCCGGAGGACUCCGCUCCGCAAUACUCACAGCUGUUCCCUAAUGCCUCUCAGCACAUCACGCCGAGUUACAACUACGCUCCCAACCCAGACAAACAUUGGAUAAUGAGGUACACAGGCGCCAUGAAGCCAAUCCACAUGGAAUUCACCAACAUGCUGCAAAGGAGGCGUCUCCAGACCCUGAUGUCUGUGGACACCUCAGUGGAAACGAUUUACAACAUGUUGGUGGAAACGGGAGAACUGCAGAACACGUACAUCAUAUACACGGCUGAUCAUGGAUACCACAUUGGCCAAUUUGGCCUGGUGAAAGGGAAGUCCAUGCCUUAUGAGUUUGACAUACGUGUUCCGUUCUACAUUCGUGGACCAAACGUGGAUGCAGGUUCUCUAAAUCCUCACAUUGUUCUGAACAUCGACCUGGCUCCCACUAUCCUGGACAUCGCAGGCCUGGACAUCCCCCCUGAUAUGGACGGAAAAUCUAUUCUGAAACUUCUGGACACAGAACGACCUGUCAAUAGGUUUCAAGUCCACAAAAAAAGUAAAGUUUGGAGGGAUUCAUUUCUGGUAGAAAGAGGUAAAUUAUUGCACAAACGGGAGAACGAAAAAGUUGAUGCUCAAGAAGAGAACUUUCUACCAAAAUACCAACGAGUCAAGGACUUGUGUCAGAGAGCAGAGUACCAGACAGCUUGUGAACAACUGGGGCAGAAAUGGCAGUGUGUGGAGGACACAAACGGCAAACUCCGGCUCCACAAGUGCAAAGGUAUGGCAAGUCUCACUGCACCACCAGUGCCGAGCAGCAAGCAAAAAUCUCCGAACCUCAUGUCCAAUUACUACAACACGAACAGCGAUGAAUGCAACUGCGACGGUAUCAACUACAAACUUGCCGAGCUUGGACGCAAAAAGAAGCUGCUCACAAAGAAAAAAUACAAGACAAGUUACAUGCGAAAUCGUUCUGUUCGUUCUGUAUCGAUCGAACUUGAUGGACAGGUUAUUGACUUGGACGUAGAGCAGGAGUACCAGCCGGUGCCGAAUGGAAACCUCACCAAGAGUCACAUGUCUGAAUUUGACGAUGAUGAGGAUAAAGAUGUGGAUUUCAGCGGCACUGGAGGCCUCAACAACGAACUCAUCGUACCAAGCUCUAUUAAAGUAACCCACCGCUGCUUCAUCCUGGCAAACGACACCGUACAAUGUGACCUGGAUCUGUACAAGUCACUGCAGGCCUGGAAGGACCACAAGCUGCACAUUGACCAUGAGAUCGAAACCUUACAGAAUAAAAUUAAGAACUUGAGGGAGGUCCGGGGUCACCUGAAAAAGAAGAGGCCGGAAGAAUGUGACUGCAGCAAAAUCAGCUAUCACAUUAAACACAAGAAAGGGAAGCUAAAGCACAAGAGUGUCGAAAUUCAUCCAUUUAAGAAAAACGUUAAAGAAAAGGAUAUGGUUUGGCUCCUUCGCGAACAACGCCGCAAAAAGAAACUGCGCAAAUUGCUUAAAAGGCUAAAGAACAAUGAUACGUGUAGUAUGCCUGGACUGACCUGCUUCACACAUGACAACCAGCACUGGCAGACUGCCCCCUUCUGGACAUUGGGUCCAUUCUGUGCCUGCACAAGUGCCAACAACAAUACUUACUGGUGUUUAAGGACCAUAAAUGAAACACACAAUUUUCUAUUUUGUGAAUUUGCCACAGGAUUCCUAGAAUAUUUUGACCUGAACAUAGAUCCGUACCAGCUCAUCAACGCCAUAGACACUUUGGACCGAGACAUCCUGAACCAGUUACACGUGCAACUCAUGGAACUACGGAGCUGUAAAGGGUCCAAACAGUGUAAUCCACGGACCAGAGCCGUGGACCUUGGUCUGAAAGAGGACAGUUUUGAACAGUACAGGCAGCUACAGCGUCGAAAGUGGCCAAAGAUGAAGCGACCCUCUUCUAAAUCCUUAGGCCAGCUUUGGGAAGGAUGGGAAGGUUAGCUUGUAAAGCAAGAAGCCAUCUACAAAAACACAACGUAAGGGGGGAAAAAAAUUAUAAACUUGAAACUUUGCUCGCCCUUGAAGAUAAACUCCAGGAAUUUGGUAAAGACUAUGCUUCAUGGUGUGGGACUGGAUGAACUGUGGGUAGAUAGUCUGCACUGCUAUGGAAGAUUUUAGAGAGACUGGAAUUUAUUUGAAACUAAUGACAAGACCAGAGGGAUGCAGGAUUCUCCCAAACUAAACAGUCGCACCUGCUUAUUGCCUCUUCACAUUCCUACUGCUGAAGACCAUCUGGGACUAUCACCACUAUCUCUCUCCAAGCUGACAAGAGGCACAUUUCUGGUGCUUCAGCAACAAGCGAUUGACGCAAACAAAAUAUCUCUCUCCUCAUUCGUUACCUGCGAAUCUGCUAACUCAAAAAGGAUGGUAAGGGUUCUAGGCUAAAAUCGGACACGUAUGCUGUUCUAAAGCACAAGAUCAGCAAUCUGAGGUAAUGAUAGAACACACCUCGCAAGACCUAAAAUACCACUACAGCACCAAAAAAACGUCUUCGGUGGGUACAUCACCAUCAGGAAUGCUUCAAACGCUAUGUAAAUAAUCACAUUUUGGACAGCUACACGACAGAACUUGGUUACACUUUUAAUGGAGACAUGGAAGGAAAAAAAUAGAAAGAAAAAAAAAAUAAUGAAAUCUCUCAGAUUAAUAAAUUGUUACUUCUUGUUACAUAAUAAAGUUUCAUAACUGAUUUGA
Messenger RNA from Pelobates fuscus (common spadefoot toad), 3638 nucleotides. It is a transcript of the gene SULF2, whose product is annotated as sulfatase 2. The transcript is spliced from 24 exons. Gene Ontology annotation, cellular component: endoplasmic reticulum; plasma membrane; cell surface. Gene Ontology annotation, molecular function: calcium ion binding; N-acetylglucosamine-6-sulfatase activity; glycosaminoglycan binding. NCBI's taxonomy places the organism in Eukaryota, Metazoa, Chordata, Amphibia, Anura, Pelobatidae. Bases 246 to 2888 code for a protein of 880 amino acids. Gene Ontology annotation, biological process: negative regulation of fibroblast growth factor receptor signaling pathway; glomerular basement membrane development; positive regulation of Wnt signaling pathway. The record is from RefSeq and is a predicted model, not a curated record.